Messenger RNA from Austrofundulus limnaeus, 1383 nucleotides. RefSeq names its product damage-specific DNA binding protein 2 (gene ddb2). Bases 1 to 1383 code for a protein of 460 amino acids. Gene Ontology annotation, cellular component: Cul4-RING E3 ubiquitin ligase complex; nucleus. The transcript is spliced from 9 exons. Gene Ontology annotation, molecular function: damaged DNA binding; protein binding. NCBI's taxonomy places the organism in Eukaryota, Metazoa, Chordata, Actinopteri, Cyprinodontiformes, Rivulidae. The record is from RefSeq and is a predicted model, not a curated record. Gene Ontology annotation, biological process: response to UV; DNA repair.
AUGGUGACUGGGGAGAACAGAAACAGACAAUGUCUCCAGGAGCCCUUCGUCCGCUCUCUGUCCUCCUAUCACUUCCACGGCUCCAGCAGCCCGUUUGACCGCAGGAUCACCUGUUUGGAGUGGCACCCCACCCACCCCACCACCCUGGCUGCAGCCACCAAAGGUGGAGACAUCUUAAUGUUGAACUACACCAACCCCACGAAAGAAUCCUUCUUUCAAGGGAACGGAGCAGGAGACUCGAUUGGAGGGAUGAAGUUCUGUCCCACAGAUUUUUCCAAAGUCUAUUUGGCUUCUGGGGAAGGCACGCUCACCCUGAAGAGCUUUGAGGGCCACCCAUCCACUCUGCUGUCCAGAACCGGAGACUGUGACCACGAUUACCACAACGUUUGCUUCAGGUUCAGAGACCUGGGAAACCACCAAGUCAGCUGGGUCCUGUUCGGCAGCUGUCGAAGCCAGCAACGGGUCCCCGCUGGACAGUGUCAACUGACGGGCCAGACGGUGACGGAGCACCUUGAGGGAGAACCGGCUGCAGUGCGCACACUCCUCCGCCGACUCAAGGGAUGCUUGGGCGUGUUUCAAGCCGAGGCACACCACACAGGUUGGAUUUUUAGUGAUAAGCUGCACAGAGCCAAAGUGACCCACGCAGAGUUUAACCCWCGGUACGACUGGUUGCUGGCGACGGCCUCAGUGGACCACACAGUGAAGCUCUGGGACCUGAGGAACCUCAAAGACAAGAAAAGCUUCCUUUACGAAUUACCUCACGAGAAAGCUGUCAACUCAGCCUAUUUCAAUCCGUCGGACUGCUCCAAGCUGCUCACCACAGAUCAGAACGACCAGAUCCGUGUUUACGCUUCCUGUGACUGGACCAAGCCUCAGCAGAUCAUUCAGCACCCACACAGACAGUUUCAGCACCUCACACCCAUCAAAGCCACGUGGCAUCCCAUAUAUGACCUGAUUGUGGCUGGGCGCUACCCUGAUGACCGGAUCUGCACUGGCGAUGAGAAAACCAUCGACAUCUUUGACUCCAACAGUGGCGAGCUCGUGUUCCAGUUGUACGAUCCMGUCGCCUCAGGGAUCAAAUCUGUCAAUAAAUUCAGUCCAAGGGGUGAUGUGAUUGGAUCUGGCAUGGGCGUCACGCUGCUGCUCUGGGACCACGACGAGUCGCUGCUCGGCGAUGGGCAAAAACCGCAGGAAGAAAUGCCGACUUCGUCCGGUUUGUCGCGGGGCCAGAGGAGGAGUCAGCAGCGCUCCAGCAGAGACCGCAAAGGUUCAGCUGCGGAUGCAAAGCUCAAGAAGAAACUCGCUUCUCUGGAAGAGACUGAGACCAAAACCAAGACUGGGUGCACUAAACAAAAACCAGCUCAGACCAAGAGGAAGAAGUAA